UUCCAUUUGUAAUUUUGUCAAUUGUAACUAUUAUAUAAUAUUUUUUUCUAAAAAAAAUUGUAUGAAUAAUUAUAUAAAGCAAUAGAAUUACAAAUGAGUUUGGUAUAACAGAAAGAUUGAGUAUAUUUUUGAAAAAAUGGAAUAUACUAAAAAAAGAAGAUUAACAAUUAAGCCGAAAAAUAAUGGUCUUGAGGAUAUUUAUCAACAUGAUUUGCAAAUGUAUGACUUUCCUCCAAGAGGGGAACUACUACUUACAGAAUUUGAACAAUUGGCUAAAGAAAGAUUAAGACUUCUACAACAUGUUGAAAAUAAUGCAGUAAGAACCGAUCUUAAAACACUAGAAGAACGUAAACAAAAUCUAAGCACAGCUUUAACUAAAGAUGGGCUUAAAUAUUAUGCACAUCUUCUAUAUGCAAAGAGUUGCAACUCACCAACAGAAACAGAUUUAGAAUAUAGAAGAAAAGAUCAUAUUUCACAUUUUAUAUUGAGACUGUCAUAUUGCUUUGAAUCAGACAACCUGUCAUGGUUUAUAAAUCAAGAAGUAGAGUUUUUCAAACUAAGGUUUAGUUCAUUAGAUAAAGAAGGAGUAGAAAAAUUGCUUAAUACGCAUAAAAUUGAAUGUCAACAAAUUACACCAGAAGAAAAAGAUAAAUUUAGGGAAGAACUUCAUUUAUCUACAUCAUCCGCAAGAGUCAAGAAUAUUGAUGUGACAGAAUUUUAUAAAGUGCCUUUUCAUAAAGUUACUGACUUAAUUAGAUCACGUAGAGUUUAUUUGAAUCAAGGAAUAGCAUUUAUACCACAAGCAGACUUAGUAUCUUUAUUUGCUUCUUAUUUUAAAAAAAAUUUAUAUGAUGGCAUGCCAGAAGCAAGAAUGUCUGUUGGACGUAUGUAUGGCGAUGAGAGAAUAACCUCAUGUCUCAAAUCUCUAAAUAAUGUUGCUGAUAGAAUAUCUGUUGUUUGGACCACUGAUACUACACCUGUGGAUAAAUUAGAUGAGUUAUCAAAAACAUCAUAUCCCUUAUGCAUGAGAAUAUUACAUGAAUCACUUAAAACUCAUCACCAUCUUAAAAACAGUGGACGUAUGCAGUAUGGUUUAUUUAUAAAAGGCAUAGGAGUAACAAUGACAGAUGCUUUGUCUUUCUGGAAAACUGAAUUCACAAAGAAAAUUGAUUCAGCAAAGUUUGAUAAAGAAUAUGCCUAUUCUAUAAGACAUACUUAUGGUAAAGAAGGUAAACAGACGAAUUACACUCCUCUUGGAUGUCCAAAAAUUAUAUCUUCUUCUGUAAGUGCUGGAGAAUAUCACGGUUGUGCAUUUAAACACAUGGAUCAGAAUUCAUUGAGGCAAAAAUUAUUUAAUUAUGGUGUACCUGCAGCAACUAUUAAUGAAAUAGCAGAUCUCGCCAGAGAACAGAACUAUCUUGGUGCUUGUACAGCAUACUUUAAAUUUAUACAUAAACGUAUGCCAGAUAAACUUAUUAGUCAUCCAAAUGUAUAUUUCGCGGAAAGUCGUGUUAUAUUAGCUAAUAAUGGAACAGAAUUGGAAAAUAAAGAUAGACUUUCACAAAGUGGAAGAUUCACUAGUCCUGGACUUGCAUCUCCCAGCAUCGGUACUCCCAGAAAUAUUGAUAAAGGUAUUGGUACACCUUUAAGGAAUACCAUGACACCUAAGAGAGAUAGAGGUUCUAUGUCAUCAACAAAAAUGGGAAGAACAAAUAUGACUCCAGUUAGAACCACUAGAGCAACUCCAAAAAGAAUAGAAACCCAUCUCAAUGAUGAUGAUAUUGCUCAAUUAAUGAGUGAAGAUAUAUGAAGUGUAAAAAAAUAUAUAUUUGCUAAAUUAUGUACUAUAUUUUUAUUGCAAAAUAAAUAAUAUUU
This is a messenger RNA of Frieseomelitta varia, 1875 nucleotides long. Its product is annotated as DNA primase large subunit-like. NCBI's taxonomy places the organism in Eukaryota, Metazoa, Arthropoda, Insecta, Hymenoptera, Apidae. The coding region runs from base 137 to 1810 and encodes 557 amino acids. Gene Ontology annotation, biological process: DNA replication, synthesis of primer. The transcript has 7 exons. The record is from RefSeq and is a predicted model, not a curated record. Gene Ontology annotation, cellular component: alpha DNA polymerase:primase complex.